Messenger RNA from Sphaerodactylus townsendi, 548 nucleotides. It is a transcript of the gene TIMM13, whose product is annotated as translocase of inner mitochondrial membrane 13. The transcript is spliced from 3 exons. Bases 88 to 366 code for a protein of 92 amino acids. The record is from RefSeq and is a predicted model, not a curated record. Lineage: Eukaryota; Metazoa; Chordata; Lepidosauria; Squamata; Sphaerodactylidae.
CCGGAAGUCUCUCUCCAAGUCCGGUCCCCUGCGAAAGGCUCCCCGCUGCGCAUACUCCACUCGCACGCUGGCUGGGUCGGGACCAGAAUGGCGGCCGGAGCGGGAGAUUUCGGGUCGGGGGCCCGGCUGGAUCCGGGAGCACUAAUGGAGCAGGUCAAGGUGCAGAUUGCCGUGGCCAACGCGCAGGAGCUGCUGCAGAGGAUGACGGACAAGUGUUUCCGAAAAUGUAUUGGGAAACCUGGAAGUUCACUUGACAACUCUGAGCAGAAAUGUAUUGCUAUGUGCAUGGACCGGUAUAUGGACGCUUGGAACACCGUCUCACGGGCAUACAACUCUCGAUUGCAGAGGGAGCGAGCCAACAUGUGAGGGGCGAUUGUGAGGUUACAGAGCCCCCAGCCUGGACUGAUCGUGGGGUUUCUAUGCUCAGGGAAAGGGUAUUGGUCGGAAACCUGAACCGUGCGGUUAACUAGGAUGGAAGUGGACAGGACUCUGGCUCUGAAGAUGGGGCUACCUAUGUAUGGCGAGAAUUAAAUGGAAGUUUGGUGUCA